AUGAAACCUAUCUACCUCCUCACCCCCCUCCUAUCCCUCCUCCCCCUCACAACCCCCCACCCCACCACCACCACCCCUCCUCCAGACAACAAAGCAAUAACCCCCGGCCACGCCACCAUCCACAACAACUGCACGACCCCCAUCUACAUCUGGAGCGUUUCCUCCACCACCUCCCCGCAAUACACCAUCCCGGCAACCCAAAACUACAGCGAAAUAUUCCACCACGACGCGCAAACCGGCGGCGUGAGCAUCAAAAUCACCACCGUUCGAAACGGCCUCUACACGGGAUCCCCGCAGAUGAUCUUUGCGUAUAAUUUGGUGAACGAGCAGGUGUGGUUCGAUUUGUCGGAUGUGUUUGGGGAUCCGUUUCGGGGGAGGAGGGUUACGGUGGGGGUUGUUGCGGGGGGUGGUGGAGGAGGAGGAGGGGGGGAAGAGAAGGAGAUGAUUGUUUGGGAGGAUGGGGUGCCGGUGGGGGGGAGUCAGGUUAGGGUGAUCGGGGGGGAGGGGGAGGUGGUUGUUAGGGUUUGUGCUUGA
Molecule: messenger RNA, 534 nt
Organism: Aspergillus ibericus CBS 121593
Lineage: Eukaryota; Fungi; Ascomycota; Eurotiomycetes; Eurotiales; Aspergillaceae
Product: Bys1 family protein
Exons: 1
Coding region: 1-534 (177 amino acids)
Source: RefSeq, a predicted model, not a curated record